Aphanomyces invadans is the source of this 699-nucleotide messenger RNA. RefSeq lists its product as hypothetical. The transcript has 2 exons. Lineage: Eukaryota; Oomycota; Saprolegniomycetes; Saprolegniales; Verrucalvaceae. Bases 1 to 699 code for a protein of 232 amino acids. The record is from RefSeq and is a predicted model, not a curated record.
AUGAUAGCGCCGUUGGGUCGAGCUUCAUCACGGCCACAUCCUACAAAGCAUGCAACGAAGUGCCUCAUCGCGACGGUCGUGGUCAUGCACACGGUGGUGAUGGUAUACUUGGCCACGUUGACGACGCUAUUGCAAACCGCGACAGCGGCGGAUUUAGUGACGAUUCGAGUGUACGAGCCGUACGUGACGCCCGUGCUUUACGCGCUCGCAGGGUCCCACUUCCGCGAAAUCGUGACCACCGUAUGUGUGCGUCCAAAGGCAGCGAGCCGAGUGGGCCCUACCGUCCGAGCGGUUCCAAGUAGGCCACGCCGAAAGCGGAUCCGACAGGCAUUCGACAAGUGGUUCGAUCACUUGAUCCUUGUGUUCAAUUCCGUCGAGACGGCGAGCCAAUGCUGCCAAGCGUACUCGAUGUUCCAGAACCUGGUGGACCCGUCCAAGGUCAUAUCGUACGCCGUCAUUGUGAUCUUGUACUGCUGUGUGUCGCCGCUCAUCCUCCUCAUCCGCAACACCCAAGCCAAGACAUCUAUCGUGAAUCUCGCGGACGCGAUCGUUUGCUUCACGCUGUCGUGUGGCCACCCGUUUGCAGCGGUCACGAUUCAGCUCGUCGAGUAUACCCUGCUCAACCCCAACCUCGGCAAUGAUAACCUCCGAGAACUUACUUGUAGACAUACCGGUCGGGCAGCGCAAGUGGGCAGUUAG